AUGAGUGAAUUCAGGAUUUGUUUAUCUGGUGUACUUUCCGCUGUGAUAAAAAAUUACAAGGCCUUCCAAUUGUUGUUCCUUUUAAUACCAUCAUCGCUACUUGUUCGUUAUUUUGUUAAGUGUUUACAAUAUUUUGCUCACAUUUGCACUAGUAAUCAAGGCGACUGUUGCAGUGUGGGACGAAUGCUUAACUUUUUGAUGUCGUAUUCGCAGCAUCAAUUUUACACCAUAAGUAGCGGAGGUAGUUUCUUUAUCAUUCUUAACCUAUUCGAAUUGUUUAGCAGUACUGUUUUUCGCAAACAUUUACGUUAUUUAAUUAUCUCUGUUAUUUUUAAUGUCUUCAUCCUUGCUUUGAUAAUAUUGGAAAACCUCUUCCCACGAUCCCUGAAAGAAUGGCUGAAAAGUUCAAAAGAAAUUCCAGGUAUCUCUCAAUUGAAAUUUAUGGCAGGCAUUGUAUCACUUGGUACUUGGUAA
This is a messenger RNA of Mucor mucedo, 474 nucleotides long. RefSeq lists its product as uncharacterized. The transcript has 4 exons. The record is from RefSeq and is a predicted model, not a curated record. Lineage: Eukaryota; Fungi; Mucoromycota; Mucoromycetes; Mucorales; Mucoraceae. The coding region runs from base 1 to 474 and encodes 157 amino acids.